CUCCCUACUAACACUGUUGCUUUUCUCUCCUUUCCUACGAAAAAGAAAUGAUAAUAAUGUUUCACAAUAAUAUUUUAGAAAAGAAAACAAAAAAGAUCAAAAUCUUCAUCCUAUAAACGUCUCUUCUCUCUUUAAUCACUGCAAGAAACUUAACUACAACUCUCAUUUUUCUCUCAUUCUUCCUCUCUUCUCAUUUUAAUGGCCACCCAAGAUUCCCAAGGGAUUAAACUCUUCGGCAAAACCAUAACAUUCAACGCCAAUAACAAUAAUAAUACGGUACAGACGAUUAAGAAAGAAGAAGGGCAGGACCAGCAGCAGCCAGAGUUACAAACAAAAACAGCCGUUAGAUCACCAUCAUCAUCAUCGGAUCUAACGGCGGAGAAGCGUCCAGACAAGAUCAUAGCAUGUCCGAGAUGCAAGAGCAUGGAGACAAAGUUCUGUUACUUCAAUAAUUACAACGUUAACCAACCAAGACACUUCUGCAAAGGUUGUCAGCGUUACUGGACAGCCGGUGGAGCUCUCCGGAAUGUUCCCGUCGGUGCUGGUCGUCGGAGAUCCAAACCUCCGGGUCGUGUUGGUGGGUUCGCGGAGUUGCUUGGAGCUGCCACUGGAGCCGUUGAUCAGGUAGAGCUUGACGCUUUGUUGGUUGAAGAGUGGCGAGCAGCUGCGUCUCAGGGUGGUUUCCGGCAUGACUUUCCGGUGAAGAGACUCCGUUGCUACACCGAUGGUCAAUCUUGUUGAUUAUAAUAAAUUUUCUUUUUCUUUUUCCUAUUAUUUUUGUUUUGUUUCGGGUUUGGGUUUGGAUUUCCAUUUAACGCGUUAGAAAAGAACGUGGUUAAAUUCGCUUUGAUUUGCUUACUGGAUAUACGUACAGGCUAGCAACAAAAAUUAACUAGUUAGGAUAUUAAUUAUAGUAUACCUGCUUAUCUACUUAACAGCUGUCCCUUAAUUAUAUCAAUUUCUCUUGUUGAUUUUGUUUAGUUGUAAAGUGAAGCUCGUGGGAAUUUUCUUAUAAAAAGAAAGACGGUGCCGUUGACCAUUAAUG
Eruca vesicaria subsp. sativa (arugula) is the source of this 1045-nucleotide messenger RNA. Lineage: Eukaryota; Viridiplantae; Streptophyta; Magnoliopsida; Brassicales; Brassicaceae. The record is from the annotation of a GenBank genome assembly.